ACGUACCGCAGUUCGCAGCGUUGUGUACUUUGGUUUACGGAUGCUGAGGAGGGCCGUUUGGUACUCACACUGUAAACACUCAGACGGGUUUUUGUCGGUCAGUUUUGGCAACGGACUGUAAGAAUCCCGCCGGUCACAGAUGGCCGAGUGCUCCGAGCCUGCCUCCGUCAGCUCCGCGGUGAACGGAGAGCCGAAGAAGGAGAGGAAGGUGGCUGUUAUCACCGGCAUCACCGGGCAGGAUGGUUCCUACCUGGCUGAGUUCCUGCUCGCUAAAGGCUACGAGGUUCAUGGUAUUUUGCGUCGUUCCAGCUCCUUCAACACGGGUCGCAUUGAGCAUCUUUACCAGAACCCACAGACACACACAGAAGGCAACAUGAAGCUGCAUUAUGGCGAUCUCACUGACAGCACGUGUCUUGUGAAGAUCAUCAACCAGGUGAAGCCUACAGAGAUCUACAACCUGGGCGCUCAAAGUCACGUCAAGAUCUCCUUUGAAUUGGCCGAGUACACCGCUAAUGUAGAUGGUGUGGGGACGCUUCGUCUCUUGGACGCCAUAAAGACAUGUGGUCUGACCAACAGCGUAAAAUUCUACCAGGCCUCCACCAGCGAGCUGUACGGCAAAGUUCAGGAGAUCCCUCAGAAGGAAACCACGCCUUUCUACCCUCGCUCACCUUAUGGUGCUGCGAAGCUGUAUGCCUACUGGAUCGUGGUGAACUUUCGAGAGGCCUACAACAUGUUCGCUGUCAACGGGAUCCUCUUUAACCACGAGAGCCCAAGGAGAGGUUCAAACUUUGUGACGCGUAAGAUCAGCCGUUCUGUGGCAAAGAUUCACCUUGGCCAACUGGAGAGUUUCAGCCUGGGCAACCUGGACUCCAAGAGGGACUGGGGCCAUGCCAAAGACUAUGUGGAGGCUAUGUGGCUGAUGCUGCAACAGGAGGAGCCUGAGGAUUUUGUCAUAGCGACUGGGGAGGUGCACAGUGUAAGGGACUUUGUGGAGAAGGCCUUCAAGCAUGUGGGGAAGACAAUUGUGUGGGAUGGAAAGGAUGAGAAGGAAGUUGGCCGUUGUCAGGAAACCGGGGUUAUACGUGUGAAGGUGGACCCAAAAUACUUCCGUCCUACUGAAGUGGACUACCUACAAGGCGACAGCACCAAAGCAUAUCAGAAGUUGAGCUGGAAGCCGAAGGUGACUUUUGAGGAUCUGGUGAAGGAGAUGGUGGACGCAGACAUCGAGCUAAUGAAGAAAAACCCAAACGCUUAAGACCAAAUCAGUCAGUCCCCCCGGAACGGAAACAUUUCAACACUCCUCUGUUCUACCAUUGAGACCAACAGUGGAAGGAACAUGUAUUUUUACCUUUAUGACUUUUUCAAAAUAAAUUGUGUCCUUUCUUCUUUGUUAAUGAGGUUAGACAGAAUCAUUUGUUGCCUUUUUGUUUUGUGUCUACUUGCAGUACCAAGUCAUUUCAAUUUUGGUUUAUUAUCACAUAGCAGAGAUGCCUUUUAUAUUUCAACACUGAUCAUGUCAUAAUUUAUAUAGAUGGCACGUUUUAAGGCUUUAUUUAUAUGUCUUUGUUGUUAUUUUUUUGAUUGUGAAUGAAUUGAUUUUUUUAGAUGUCAAAAUUAAUAUUCUUUGCUUCAGGGGCUGAAAUGGCAGAAUAUAUAAAUAUACAGAAGAAUGAAGAUUUUAAUAGCAAUCUGCAGGUUUAUCAAAGGUCUGACAUAAAUGAAUAAAAGCCAUUUGGUACAAUAAAAACAGAUCUUUUUA
This is a messenger RNA of Micropterus dolomieu (smallmouth bass), 1759 nucleotides long. It is a transcript of the gene gmds, whose product is annotated as GDP-mannose 4,6-dehydratase. The coding region runs from base 140 to 1255 and encodes 371 amino acids. The transcript has 11 exons. NCBI's taxonomy places the organism in Eukaryota, Metazoa, Chordata, Actinopteri, Centrarchiformes, Centrarchidae. The record is from RefSeq and is a predicted model, not a curated record. Gene Ontology annotation, molecular function: GDP-mannose 4,6-dehydratase activity. Gene Ontology annotation, biological process: GDP-mannose metabolic process.